AUGUCUAAACAAUCCAUCGCCAUGAUUGCCGCUAUUAGUGCCGGAGGCGGCGCCGCCCUCACCGCCGCCGUCUACUCAUUACGUUCCAAGUCCGAAUCCCAACAACAACAAACGCAACCCACGCCCACGACGCCAGGCCUUCCCGGCGCCUAUCCCCCUCAACCUCCCAUCACCGCCCUCGGCGCGCCUCUGCCCACCGCCGCCACGCUCGCCAACCCAACCGCGCCCGUCAACCCUUCUGGCCUCUUCGAGUACGGCUUCCCCGGCCCCGUCGCCGACGUGGCCGCGCGCUCCGCCCUCAUCUCCAGCUACGACCGCCGCACGCGCAACCCGCACUGGGUCGCCGAGCACAUCACGCCGGCCUCGCUCGCGCGCCGCGAGGCCGACCGCAAGCACAGCGUCUUCCUCGAGGACCCGUCCAUCCCCGCCAACUUUCGCGCCGGCCUCAAGGACUACUUCCGCAGCGGCUACGACCGCGGCCACCAGGUGCCCGCCGCCGACGCCAAGUGGUCCCAGCAGGCCAUGGACGACACCUUUUACCUCUCCAACAUGUGUCCGCAGGUCGGCGAGGGCUUCAACCGCGACUACUGGGCCCAUUUUGAGGAUUUCUGCCGCCGCCUCACCGUCCGCUACCCUUCGGUCCGCGUCGUCACCGGCCCGCUCUACCUGCCCCGCAAGGACCCCGUCGACAACAAGUGGUACGUAAAGUACGAAAUGAUUGGCAGCCCGCCGUCCGUCGCCGUGCCUACGCACUUUUACAAGGUCAUCUUUGCCGAGGACGGCAAGGCUGGCGGCAACGUCGCCCUCGGCGCCUUUGUCCUCCCCAACGCGCCCAUUGACAACGCCAAACCAAUCACCGACUUUGAGGUCCCCGUCGAGGCCGUCGAGCGCGCCAGCGGCCUCGAGUUUGCCUCCAAGCUGCCCGCUCAGCGCCGCAAGCGUCUCUGCGCAGACACCACCUGCGCCCUCGUCAUCAAGGACUAUGCCGACAGGCAAAAGGCCUUUGCCAAGGGUGGUGACAAGCGCGCGCUGCCGCCUCCGCAAUAG
This is a messenger RNA of Beauveria bassiana ARSEF 2860, 1047 nucleotides long. RefSeq names its product DNA/RNA non-specific endonuclease. Bases 1 to 1047 code for a protein of 348 amino acids. Lineage: Eukaryota; Fungi; Ascomycota; Sordariomycetes; Hypocreales; Cordycipitaceae. The record is from RefSeq and is a predicted model, not a curated record. Gene Ontology annotation, biological process: apoptotic DNA fragmentation. Gene Ontology annotation, molecular function: single-stranded DNA endonuclease activity; nucleic acid binding; metal ion binding. The transcript has a single exon. Gene Ontology annotation, cellular component: mitochondrial inner membrane; nucleus.